Molecule: messenger RNA, 1702 nt
Organism: Tachysurus vachellii
Lineage: Eukaryota; Metazoa; Chordata; Actinopteri; Siluriformes; Bagridae
Gene: tp53inp2b
Product: tumor protein p53-inducible nuclear protein 2
Exons: 5
Coding region: 712-1551 (279 amino acids)
Biological process (GO): positive regulation of DNA-templated transcription; autophagosome assembly
Cellular component (GO): nucleus; autophagosome
Source: RefSeq, a predicted model, not a curated record
UCAGCUGUUGUGAGCUUGUACGCUGUGAUCCGAGGAUCAGCUGGGCGAAGCAAUAACAGCCAGGACAAAAACAACACAAAUACAUUAAUGCACCAGAAACAGGUUUCAACAAGCAACAGGAAAAAGCCUGCACUUUUAAACCGUCGUGUAGUUUAAAAGUAAUUUCUUCUAAGAAGAAAGUGUGUUUUUAUUGUUAUUCUAAUUAUUUCCAUGUUAAUGUGAUCCUGGUGCAUUAACACUACCUCAUACUGAACCUGGGGCUUUAAGGCUUUUGUCGUGCUUUUUACUGUUUCGUCCACACGUUUACACGUUUUUUUUUUGGUGCUCCAGCAAAGGCAGGCGGAGCUAACUGCGCCAAUGACGUCAACACUUUGCGCCGCCCCACGACGCCCCGCCCACACGGACGCUUUUGGCUGAAUCCCAAAUGGCUGCCUGUGUUGUGUUUUUGAACAGAUAUAAUACAGCCUUUGCAGUAAUAAAAAAGACUAUAAACUUGCACUUCAAGAGUUAAUCGACUCUUUCAAGGUUCCUUCCACCAACAAGGGCUUGACAAGAAAAGACACCAAUAAGACACCGUGCUGGUUCUUCAAACCUGCCACAGAAGACCAUCAGCAUUAUCAACUGUAGAUCGGCGCCUUUUUCAAGACAAAUUCCAAGGCAGCUCUCCCUCAGGAUAUCUCAACAACCUGCCCUUUGACCUUCAAGGCAACCAUGUUCCAGCGACUGAGCAACCUGCUGUUCGGAGCGGUGGAGGACGUCUCUGCCGAGAUCAGUGGACCCAAGCCCUGUGUGUCCGAGGUAGACGAUGAGGGAUGGCUUCUGGUCAGUGUACCUGGUGACAGAAACUGUACCACAUUGAGUGAGGAUGGGGCGGAGGUCCCGUCGAUAGCACAGUCUCUUCCACAUAGUGAAUGUCAGAGGGUGGAGUCUGGAUGUGAUAUAGCCACUCCCCCCUCUUGUACAGGUGACCCCGCCCCUUUCUCAUGCAAACGGCGCAGGACUAGAGCAGGCCGCUCCCAGGCGGUGUGUCCACCCUCAUCUCGUUCCCUUCGCCCCCGACUUUCUCCCGACUCUCCCUCCCCUCUUGGGUCAGGCGGAGCGAAUGCGCUGUCUGACCCCACCUCCUGUGGGUUGGAUGAGAGCUGGUUCAUCACUCCUCCACCCUGUUUCACUGCAGAGGGAGCGCCAGCUGAGGCCAGCCCCAUGGAGGACUUGCUCAUCGAGCAUCCUAGCAUGUCCGUCUACGUCUCCUCGUCCAACCUGGAGCAGAGUACAGCCAACAUGGCUGACAGCGUGAGCAGGAUGACUGAAUCCACCCCUGCCCCCGUUCCCACUCGGCUGGUGCGAGGAUCGGCAUGUCAGGCGGUUCCUCUUGCCAAAGUGACUCAGGUGAGCCGUGUUCAGAGGGCCAAAGCCCGCGUGGAGCGCCGUCACCUGGGCCGCGGUCGCAUGCAGCGCCAAAACCGCGUCCGCCAGCAGAUCCCUCGCACCGUGGCUCACACACGCAGCUCUUUCCUGCACCAACCGUGCCAGCGCAACCUCUGCCACUGAGCCACCCGGAUCCCAGAGUUUCAUCACCACGUUCACCAAACCUCCAUCAUCCCACAUCACCUAUCAUACCAAGACUUCAGCAUCCUCCACCAAAGCCCUCAUUUUCCGCUAGCGUUUUCACGUUACUCCAAUCACCGUCAGGAGUAGUUUU